Molecule: messenger RNA, 1404 nt
Organism: Ceratina calcarata
Lineage: Eukaryota; Metazoa; Arthropoda; Insecta; Hymenoptera; Apidae
Product: protein starmaker
Exons: 1
Coding region: 56-919 (287 amino acids)
Source: RefSeq, a predicted model, not a curated record
GAGAUGUAAGACGGAGCCGACAAGUUUGAUAUCGCGAAUUAACCCGGUGAACGACAUGCGUUCCAGUGCAUUAAUAAUCGUCGCCAUUUCCGUCGUUCUUGUCUCGGCGUUCUGUACCGAGGCAUAUCCGCUAGCCGAGAAUGAAGUUGACGCAAUCCUUUCGGAACAGCAGAAUGUAUCAAUGCCAAUUGAUCCAAAGCCUGCCGACCCAAAAUCGGAUAGUUCAAGCGAGGAAUCUCACAUCAGUGAAGAAGCUGUUAAGGAUGUUGUCAAGGAAGCUGAAAAAGUGAGGAUGGUUCGCUCGACCAAAAAGAAGAACGAUGACGAUGACAGUAGCAGCAGCAGCAGCAGUAGUAGUAGCAGUAGUAGUAGCAGCAGUUCUUCAAGCGAUGAUGAUGACAACAACCAUAAGCGAAAGUCGAAAAAGAAGAAUGAUUGCGAUGACGACGACAGCGAUGAUAGCGACGACGAUGAUUGCAAAAAGAAGAAAAAGAAGAAUGAUAAUGACGACGACAGCGACGACAGCGACGACAGCGACGACAGCGACGACAGCGACGAUGAUUGUAAGAGAAAAUCGAAGAAGAAGAAAAAUAAUGAUGACAGCGACGAUAGCGACGAUGAUGACGAUAAUGAUUGUAAGAGAAAAUCGAAGAAGAAGAAAAGUUGCAAAAAUAAUGAUGAUGACAGCGACGAUAGUGAUGACAGCGACGACGAUGAUGACGAUAACAAGAAAAAGAAAAAGCGCAGUAAUAUCGAUUGCGACAAUGGCGACGGUUGCAAGAAUCAAACAAAAUCCAAACGAGAUUGCGAUUCGGAUAAUGGAGAUUGCCUGUUAAUGAGAAAAUACAAAAGGGACGUGGACCAAGCGAGUUCUGAGAGCAAGUCUUCGUCCGAAGAAAAGAAUACACCGAAACCUUAGUGAAAGGUUUUUUUAUUAAUCAUGCUACAUUCGGACCACCAGGAAACUUAAAAAGGAAAAUGUUUGGAACAAGAAAGGAAAGACGCAAGCGCCGCGGUUAUAUGAAGUGAGAACGUCAUCGAAUGUAUGAUAUUUCUUUUGUUUACUACUCCUCGUUUCGUCAAUAACACAUCAAAUUCUAAUCAAUGUUAAUUAUCUAUUUUAAUGCACAGUAAUUAACUCGAGGAGAUAAUGCGUUGCAUCACUUCUUAUUUUCUGCUCUAAACAAUUCUUUCACGCAUCAUCGGCUCCCAAGGAGGGUAGAAAAAGUACAUUUAUCAGAAAAUCGAUCUGGAACCACUCGUAGCUAAUUGUUAGAUAACUACUCGACCAUCCGAAAUAAAAAAUGUCCUACUUGUUUUUACAAGUUAAAGUGCGCGCCUGCUAUACGUGCAUCAUAUCGACUUUUAAGAAGAUACCAAUAAAAUGAGUGUGUUCAUAUUUUA